Molecule: messenger RNA, 480 nt
Organism: Cooperia oncophora
Lineage: Eukaryota; Metazoa; Nematoda; Chromadorea; Rhabditida; Trichostrongylidae
Source: the annotation of a GenBank genome assembly
GUUGAUUUCAGAGCUUGUGUCGUGUUAACAUCAUUAGACGGUGCUCGAGCUUCUGGUGAAGGGCAUUUAGUUGGAGCUGCUCGACAUCCAUUUACCUGUCUUGCGUUCAGUUCAUGUGGACGCUACAUAGCUACCGGAGAGUCUGGUCACCAGCCCCACGUUCGAGUAUGGGAGCUUCGUGACGAUGUGGGAAAUUUCACAGGGCAGUCGAUUCGGAGUUUUCCCUUCCACUCCAAUUCCAUAGUUGCCGUUCGGUUUGUGCCUGGUACCAAUCUGCUUAUAUCCGUUGGAUGUCAGCAUGAUGCCACCACAUGUGUUUGGGAUUGGCGAAGUGGAACGAAGUUAGCCACCGGGAAAGUCACAGCUGUUGUAAAUGCCAUAGCGAUCUCUCCCGACAACACGAUGUGCGUAACUGUUGGUUCGAAACAUGUGAAAUAUUGGCAUCUUCCUGCUGGUGAUUCGCAACAAGGCGCCGGUUUA